Molecule: messenger RNA, 650 nt
Organism: Bufo gargarizans (Asiatic toad)
Lineage: Eukaryota; Metazoa; Chordata; Amphibia; Anura; Bufonidae
Product: aldehyde dehydrogenase family 3 member B1-like
Exons: 5
Coding region: 109-597 (162 amino acids)
Biological process (GO): aldehyde metabolic process
Cellular component (GO): cytoplasm
Molecular function (GO): aldehyde dehydrogenase (NAD+) activity
Source: RefSeq, a predicted model, not a curated record
CUCACCCUGGACUCCUCCUGCUCCUCCUCCUGUUCUCACUUCCUCCAUCAGAAACAGUCCCAGCAAAGAAAGGAGGAAAACAACACACAGAGGUCCAACACAGGAAGAAUGGCCAAUGAUGAAAAUGUCGCCCGUCUGAGACGCAGCUUUCGGGAGGGGAAGACGAGACCCUUACAGUUCAGGAUGUCACAGCUGGAAGCCCUGAGCAGAUUCCUGGAAGAAAAUAAGGAGCCGAUAAUGGAGAGUCUGAAAAAGGACCUGAGCAAGCCGCCAUUUGAAGUGGAGAUAUCGGAGCUGAGUCUGGUGAGAAGUGAGAUUAACCUGGCGCUCAACAACCUGGGCUACUGGAUGAAGGAUGAGCCUGUGUCCAAGAAUAUGGUCACAGUCAUGGACACUGCUUUUAUCCGGAAAGAGCCAUUUGGAGUGGUUCUCAUCAUUGCACCCUGGAAUUACCCUGUGCAUCUCUCUCUCAUCCCUCUUGUUGGGGCGAUUGCUGCAGGUAACUGUGUGGUGGUGAAGCCGUCGGAGAUCAGUGAGAACACGGAGAAGCUGCUUGCUGACAGUCUUCCGCGUUAUCUGGACAAGGUUGUUGCUUAGUUUGAUGUUGCUGUUGCAUUUCUCUCAUUGUUUGCUGUGCCCCCUCUAGCAUG